This is a messenger RNA of Quercus lobata, 942 nucleotides long. RefSeq lists its product as uncharacterized. The coding region runs from base 1 to 942 and encodes 313 amino acids. The record is from RefSeq and is a predicted model, not a curated record. Lineage: Eukaryota; Viridiplantae; Streptophyta; Magnoliopsida; Fagales; Fagaceae. The transcript has 2 exons.
AUGGAUGCCAUGAGCCACGCUUUAAGCAUAGGAUCUCGGUCGUCGUUUAUAGACGACAUUGAGCGGGCCCUAAUGCCAAGUAGAUUUACGCGCCUACCAUUCAAUUCCUAUGAUGGGAAAACGGACCUGGUGGAGCACGUCAGCCAUUAUAUUCAGAUGAUGUCUUUGCAUGCACAUAAUGACGCGCUGAUGUGCAAGGUAGGAUAUUUGAAGGAGUUUGUAGUGGAUUCCGGAAACCGGGGUAUUAGGCAAGGUGCUCAGCAAAGGGAAAAUCCUCUCCCACAGCCAUUAAGGGUGAUUGAAGUCAUCCACGCCGCCCCAAGGGGUAUUGCUAUAACUAGAAGAGGGGUGUUAAUCGUAGCGCCUGUGGGGAAUUUCCCUGGUGACCAAUCACCCGAGAAGAAAAUGAGGAUUGGUCAGGAGCCCAUCACCUUUAACGACGAUGAUUUAGAAGGAACAAUUCAACUGCACGAUGAUGUGUUGGUAGUCGCAGCUCGGAUAGGCGAUUUCUUAGUAAAAAGGGUGAUGGUAGACCAGGGAUGCGGGGCCGACGAGAUGUAUCUAGACCUAUUCAAAGGGCUCGGGUUAAAGAAUCAAGACUUAUCAAAGUAUGAUGCACCAAUGGUCGGGUUUGAUGACAAGGUGGUGAUUCUCGAGGGUCAAAUCUCCCUUCCCGUAAAUAUGGAAGGUAAAAAGGUGGUGGUGACAUUCAUAGUGGUCAAUUCAUUUUCCCCAUACACGGCGAUUCUGGGAAGGCCGUGGAUUCACGCAAUGGGGGUUGUUCCAUCCACCUUGCAUGUGAAAGUCAAGUUUCCUACCGAGCAGGGCAUAGCCGUAGUGAGGGGAAGCCAGCAAGUGGCUAGGCAAUGCUUGGUUACCGCAGUUAAUUGGAAGAAUGAGCGGGCUAAAGAGAAGGAAAUUGCCGAGGAGGCCCCUUUAUAG